Molecule: messenger RNA, 1320 nt
Organism: Lithohypha guttulata
Lineage: Eukaryota; Fungi; Ascomycota; Eurotiomycetes; Chaetothyriales; Trichomeriaceae
Exons: 1
Coding region: 1-1320 (439 amino acids)
Biological process (GO): biotin biosynthetic process
Molecular function (GO): pyridoxal phosphate binding
Source: RefSeq, a predicted model, not a curated record
AUGCCUCGAAACAGCCUGGAGCAAUCCUUGGCUGCGACACUUGAGCGACGACGACGAAGUUCGAAGUUGAGAACUCUCAAGUCGAGUUCCCCCGACGCGAUUGACUUUUCAUCGAACGACUUUCUUUCACUUUCGACAACACAAGAGUUCCGUAAAGACUAUCUGAAAGAGCUCGAAAGUCAUGCCUUGCCAGUUGGAUCGACAGGUUCGCGUUUGCUAGAUGGCAAUUCUCAAUAUGCGGAAGAUCUCGAGAGACGGAUUGCUGACUUUCAUAGAGCUGAGACCGCUCUUCUGGUAGGAUCUGGCUUUGAUGCUAAUGUUAGCAUAUUCACAUGCCUUCCUCAACCUGGUGACAUUGUGGUCUACGAUGAGCUCAUACAUGCAUCCGUGCACGAUGGCAUGAAAGUUUCGCGAGCUGUCUCGUUCCUGCCCUUUAAGCAUAACUGUUUAGUUGAUUUCCGGAGCAGACUAUCAAGUUGCAGAUCUGGCAUACUGGGCAAGAAUAUCUUCGUUGCGGUUGAGACAGUGUAUAGCAUGGAUGGCGAUCUCGCUCCUCUAGUCGAAAUGCUAGCCAUAAUGAAAGAGCUCUUUCCACAAGGCAAUUGCCAUCUUAUCGUGGAUGAGGCACAUUCAACAGGGAUAUAUGGCCCGAAGGGUAAAGGUAGAGUGAGUGAGCUGGGUCUAGAAGGGGACGUCCUCGUGAGGCUACACACCUUCGGCAAAGGUCUAGCUUGCAACGGAGCGGUUAUCUUGUCUUCACACGUCAUCAGGUCAUACCUUAUCAAUUAUGCUCGACCUAUUAUCUUCACAACCUUCAUGUCCUAUCCAAUGCUGGUGGCCGUCAAAGUUGCCUAUGACUGGCUUAGCGACGGCAAGACGGAAUCACUAUCUAUGAGACUAUUCCACUUGAUUCGAUAUAUGUACAGCGGAUUGAAGAGACUGGAACCACUUACACAAAACCUCGAACCAGGAUCUAUGCUCCUACCCGGAAGAUGUCCCGAAUCGGCGAUAUUUGCUCUGAUGAUGCGUGAGCCUCGGGAGUUAGCAGGAUUUUGUCAGGCAAAUGGGUUUAUCGUCCGUCCAGUCGUGCACCCCACAGUACCACAAGGCACAGAGCGUGUUCGCAUAUGUCUUCAUGCAGGCAACACAGAGGCAGAGAUCGACGCAUUCGUGGACAAGGUUCAGACUUGGCUAAAAUACAAGAUAUCGUUGUUGUCAGAACUAUCGUCGCAAGAGGGAGUACGGAAUACCACCAGCCUGACGGAGGUAUACUCAGCGGACAUUCAACAAGAUCCGGCAGCUAUCUUAGCCAAGCUGUGA